CCCUCGAUACCUUGUUUGGUGGCUGAUUCAAGAUGAGCGCGAUUACUCGCAUGACCCCGCUCGAUCUCCUUUCCUUGAAUCUUACCAACCUUGACCCGUUGACCGAGAACUAUGAUCUCGGCUUUUAUCUCAACUAUCUGACAAAGUGGCCGUCGCUGUUCAGCGCGGUGAAAGAUCGCGAUGCCGGCGUUGUUGGGUACAUCAUGGGCAAACUCGAGAAGCAACCCGACUCAAUGCUACGGUCCGAGCAUUACACUCCUUGGCAUGGCCACAUUACGGUGUUGACCGUUGCGCCAGCCUGGCGCCGACUAGGUUAUGCAAGCCGGUUGACCGAGCAGCUGGAGAGUGGCUCCGACAUCAAUAAUGCCUGGUUCGUGGACCUGUAUGUCCGCGCAGGCAACAAAGUGGCCAUAGAUAUGUACAAAGGCAUGGGCUAUUCGGUAUUCCGACGAGUGCUCAGCUAUUACAGCGACGAUCCAACCGGCAUGUCGGAUACCGGAGAGGACGCCUUUGAUAUGCGCAAGCCAUGCAGUCGCGACAAAAAGCUGGAGCAUGUACGCGACAAGGGCGAAGACUUCUGCGUUCACCCCGAAGAUGUUUCAUAGUGUCGAGCUAACUAAGUGUAUGAUGCUCUCUGCACCAAUAUUUACGCCCCACCCAUAUCUGCAC
Penicillium pulvis is the source of this 669-nucleotide messenger RNA. RefSeq names its product peptide alpha-N-acetyltransferase complex B subunit NAT3. Gene Ontology annotation, biological process: N-terminal peptidyl-methionine acetylation. Gene Ontology annotation, cellular component: NatB complex. Bases 33 to 605 code for a protein of 190 amino acids. The transcript has 3 exons. The record is from RefSeq and is a predicted model, not a curated record. Gene Ontology annotation, molecular function: protein-N-terminal amino-acid acetyltransferase activity. NCBI's taxonomy places the organism in Eukaryota, Fungi, Ascomycota, Eurotiomycetes, Eurotiales, Aspergillaceae.